This is a messenger RNA of Diachasma alloeum, 546 nucleotides long. Its product is annotated as WASH complex subunit 1-like. The record is from RefSeq and is a predicted model, not a curated record. Bases 1 to 546 code for a protein of 181 amino acids. The transcript is spliced from 3 exons. Lineage: Eukaryota; Metazoa; Arthropoda; Insecta; Hymenoptera; Braconidae.
AUGCCGCUGAACAUAAGAACUGUUUUACAAAAUAACGCCCAAAAAUAUUUCUGGGUAGCACCACCACCACCACCACCACCACCACCACCACCACCACCACCAACACCACCACCACCAACACCACCACCACAACCAGCAGAUUUUCCAGGAGCAGGAGGAGGAGCUGAAAGAGGAGUCCUGGAAGGAGCUGCUGCAGGAUUGGAAGCUCCAGGAGCAGCAGUCCCCAUAGUCCCCCCACGACCUGAUGCUGCUAUCGCAGGUCUUGCAGCCCUCAUUGGCCAAGUGGUUGAGCCUGCGAGGCAGGCCCAGGUGAUUGCAUUGGUCAACCAGGUUGUGGAGGCGACAGUACAGGAGAGACUGAGGGAGAGAGAGAAAAAGAAGAAGAAGAACAGAGGAAAGAAGCAGUGGGUGCCAAGAGCCGGUGGUGGUAUUCUUCUUGAUGUCUCAUCCCAAUCUCUACUAGUCUGCGCUGCGCCUCAUCCAGCCGCAGUUCGUUUUCCCGAUGAUCUUCAAGGUUCGGUAACGGAUCAACGUGGAGAUUGGUAA